This is a messenger RNA of Penicillium canescens, 441 nucleotides long. RefSeq lists its product as uncharacterized. The transcript has 4 exons. Bases 1 to 441 code for a protein of 146 amino acids. Lineage: Eukaryota; Fungi; Ascomycota; Eurotiomycetes; Eurotiales; Aspergillaceae. The record is from RefSeq and is a predicted model, not a curated record.
AUGCCCAUCACCUGGGACGAAAAAUCCGACGCUAAGCUUCUUGCUGGCGUCCUCUCGCAGACUUCUACCGGGCUCGACUUCAAUGCUCUUGCGAAGUACAUGGGCGAUGGCUGCACCGUCAGUGCCCUGCGCCAUCGCAUUGUUCGCAUCAAGAAGAAGGUCGCCGAUGAUGAGAACCUGAUGAACGCAAGUCAAUCUAGCCCUGGUACCCCCAAUACUUCCGCUGUCAAGCGCAAGCGUGGCUGUGCUCCCAAGGCUACUCCCACCAAGUUGAAGCAGGAGGCCAGUUCUGACGACGAUGAAAAGGAGGAUGUCACCACCAAGGGCGAAGAAAUUGAGGCUGAGGGCAAGAGGGUCAAAGUUGAGCAUGUUGAGUCCGAUGAGCUUCUCGAGCCCAAGUUUGACAGCCCCGAAGACGAUGACAAGCUCUUCCAAAUGUGA